Molecule: messenger RNA, 615 nt
Organism: Cannabis sativa
Lineage: Eukaryota; Viridiplantae; Streptophyta; Magnoliopsida; Rosales; Cannabaceae
Exons: 2
Coding region: 231-416 (61 amino acids)
Source: RefSeq, a predicted model, not a curated record
CUUUCUUCUUCGUUCUCUCUCCCAGUCUCACUCGAUCGCUCUCACUAAACCCUAGAAAUAAUAUCAACAACCUGAUCGCUGAUCGGACAUCGGAGAUCGGAGCGGAGGCGUUUCACUCUCAGGCUUACAUUCUGUCAAAUCGCGAGAGCUGCAGUUACUUUGGCCACAGGACUAUCGAAGAAGGCAGGGGCUGAGGCUACUCUAUAGUUUACUUAAUCACAAGAAGCUUGAUGGCUGGAAUUUCAGGAUUCGCGAGCCUUGGACCUAAGACCAAGAACUUUGUAGUUGCCGGUGGAUUGACAUCAUUCGUCUUUGGGGUAUAUUUCUACACAAUGAGGGCUGUGGGAGGUACAGAUGAGCUGCAAGUGGCCAUAGAUAAGUUUGAGGAUCAGAAGAACAAGAAAGAGGCUGAGUGAACCAAAUUUGCCAUCAAAAGCUUAAUAACAUGUUUAAUUGUACUUCGUUUGUUGUCUAAAACGGAAAUAAGAUUUUUCUCGAUACUCUUUCUUUACAAUAAGCUUUUUUUUGUUGGCGUAAUAUGUAAUAUUUCUUCAUUAAAUGUCUAACACUACAGAAAUUUUGUUCACUUACAUGCCAAGCACAUAUUAUUUUUAA